AUGUCAAAUCUAGAUCCAAUUAUCUAUCCACACUUAAAAGUGAAUGUGCCUUCAUUUUUAAUAAAAACUUAUGAGAUAUUAGAAGUAUUAAGUCUAUAUUUCAUAAUAAGAAUGAAUCAAUAUCGGAUCUGAUAUCUUGGAAUAAAGAAGGGACAGCUUUUAUAGUGUAUAAUUCUCAUGAAUUAUCAUCUAAGGUUUUAGCAAAUUACUUUAAACACAAAAAUUAUCCUAGCUUUUUAAGGUAAAAAAACAAUGUUUAAGUAGAUAACUAAAUAUGUAUAACUUUAAAAAGACUCGAAAUCAAUAUGGGUAAAGUGAAUUUCGACAUAAAUGGUUUAGAAAGGGUUAAAAGUAUAAUAUAAUUAAUUGACCUCUCUAGAAAUAUGAUUUAGUAUAUUAGACGUAGAAAUCAAGAAGAAACAGAUUUUAAAGUAGAAGCAAGAGAAUAAAAUCAAGAACUUGAUUGUUAUAAACAAGAACAUGAAAAUAUGAAAAUAUUGCUUUAUGAUCUUCAAGAGAGUCAUAAAACAAUGUAAAACAAUAUUGCUUAAUCUUUGGAUUAAUCAACAUAAACAAAUAGAUAAAAUUUUAUCACUCUGCAAGUAUGAAAAUGCUAAAUUUAUAGAAUAUUCAUAAGACCUAAUUAGAGUUUAAUAAAAAGUAUGAUUAUUUAUCAAUCAUGCUCACAAAUGUCUUAGCCAAUCUACCUAAUUUAUGUAUUAUAUAUUUUCUAAUAAACAGUAACAAAUUUUAGAGAAAUGAUCAAAAUAUGUUAGGACGAGACUAAUUUUUAAUAAACUUUACCCUUUUUAGAAAAUGGAACAACUUAUUAAAAUCCUUAAGUUUUAUCAUAUAAUCAGUUCUAAUUUUAUACCCAAAAAUAAAAGCCAAGUAUAUUGUGUUGUUUUAAAUUUGAAGUUUAUUUUUACGAUUAGAAAUAAUUGUUCUACAACAAUUCUCCCUAAUUAGCAAUAACCGAUGUGUAGAAUAACUUUUGUAGUAAGAUUUUAAUAUUUAAUAAAGCUCCAACGACCUUCUCUUUAUAGAGCAGUUAAUANAUAUAUAAAUCAAUUUUUAAGUGUCCUUAGAAAGCAAAUCUUUAAGUCUUAAUUUGUGAUAUUUAAGUGGAAUAAAAUCUUGAAAAUUCCUUAUAAAUUAAAUAAUAUGUCAAAUCUAGAUCCAAUUAUCUAUCCACACUUAAAAGUGAAUGUGCCUUCAUUUUUAAUAAAAACUUAUGAGAUAUUAGAAGUAUUAAGUCUAUAUUUCAUAAUAAGAAUGAAUCAAUAUCGGAUCUGAUAUCUUGGAAUAAAGAAGGGACAGCUUUUAUAGUGUAUAAUUCUCAUGAAUUAUCAUCUAAGGUUUUAGCAAAUUACUUUAAACACAAAAAUUAUCCUAGCUUUUUAAGGUAAAAAAACAAUGUUUAAGUAGAUAACUAAAUAUGUAUAACUUUAAAAAGACUCGAAAUCAAUAUGGGUAAAGUGAAUUUCGACAUAAAUGGUUUAGAAAGGGUUAAAAGUAUAAUAUAAUUAAUUGACCUCUCUAGAAAUAUGAUUUAGUAUAUUAGACGUAGAAAUCAAGAAGAAACAGAUUUUAAAGUAGAAGCAAGAGAAUAAAAUCAAGAACUUGAUUGUUAUAAACAAGAACAUGAAAAUAUGAAAAUAUUGCUUUAUGAUCUUCAAGAGAGUCAUAAAACAAUGUAAAACAAUAUUGCUUAAUCUUUGGAUUAAUCAACAUAAACAAAUAGAUAAAAUUUUAUCACUCUGCAAGUAUGAAAAUGCUAAAUUUAUAGAAUAUUCAUAAGACCUAAUUAGAGUUUAAUAAAAAGUAUGAUUAUUUAUCAAUCAUGCUCACAAAUGUCUUAGCCAAUCUACCUAAUUUAUGUAUUAUAUAUUUUCUAAUAAACAGUAACAAAUUUUAGAGAAAUGAUCAAAAUAUGUUAGGACGAGACUAAUUUUUAAUAAACUUUACCCUUUUUAGAAAAUGGAACAACUUAUUAAAAUCCUUAAGUUUUAUCAUAUAAUCAGUUCUAAUUUUAUACCCAAAAAUAAAAGCCAAGUAUAUUGUGUUGUUUUAAAUUUGAAGUUUAUUUUUACGAUUAGAAAUAAUUGUUCUACAACAAUUCUCCCUAAUUAGCAAUAACCGAUGUGUAGAAUAACUUUUGUAGUAAGAUUUUAAUAUUUAAUAAAGCUCCAACGACCUUCUCUUUAUAGAGCAGUUAAUAAAAUUCUCCUUAUAGAGUCUAAAAUAUUUCAUCGUAAUAAUAUCUGUAGGAUUAUGCAAAUAUAGAUUAGGUAUAAAUUAUACAAUAUUUUUUAGUAUAGUUUAUAUCAAUAAGUAUGA
Messenger RNA from Paramecium sonneborni, 2340 nucleotides. Lineage: Eukaryota; Ciliophora; Oligohymenophorea; Peniculida; Parameciidae. The record is from the annotation of a GenBank genome assembly.